This is a messenger RNA of Chiloscyllium plagiosum (whitespotted bambooshark), 2535 nucleotides long. The record is from RefSeq and is a predicted model, not a curated record. NCBI's taxonomy places the organism in Eukaryota, Metazoa, Chordata, Chondrichthyes, Orectolobiformes, Hemiscylliidae.
AAACAGAAAUAAGCAACACAUUUCAGUACAAGCAAAAUAUUUAGAAAAUCCUGGUGACUCCUUCUUACCUCAUGCAAUUCAAGAAGGAAUAAAUAUGGUAGACAGUGCUAUACAUCAUACAAUGAAGAGGGAAAUAGAUGUCAGUAAACUGCCUUCUUCUACUGAAUUGCUGUCCUUUUCCAAGAGGCCAGAACCUGAGAGCAAAAAGAUUUCAAGAGCUGCUGAGAUCAUGGAAAUGUCAGUGUAUCUGAUCCAAAAGGCGGUGCACCAGAAAUAUAAGAGAUCAACCAAUUCCACUGAUCUCCUUUCGCUUGAAGUAUUGAAUGCUCUUGCAACCACUUCGGGAUGUUUGCCUCAUGUACAGCCUCUAACUUGCUCCAACAGUUGCUUCAUCCAAAAAUAUAGAUUGAUAAAUGGAACUUGCAACAACAGAAAUAAUCCCAGAUGGGGAAGCUCAAACAUUGCUCUUGCUCGGUGGCUUCCCCCAGAAUAUGAAGAUGGAUACAGUCAACCCAAAGGAUGGAAUCCUGAAUGCUUGUACAGAGGUUUUAAGUUACCCAUUGUCCGAGAUAUAACCAACAAAAUUCUACGUACAUCUGUUCAGACCAAUAUGACUGAAGACCAUCUCUAUUCACACAUCCUAGUUGAGUGGGGUCAAUACAUUGACCACGAUUUUGCAUUCACGCCUCAGAGCAUCAGUCUAGCUGCCUUUGUGGGAGGAGUGGACUGUAGGAAUACAUGCCAGAAUCUCAAUCCCUGUUUUCCAAUAAAGGUACAUCAAAGUGAUCCCCGCUUCAAAAUUAAUGAAUGCAUCACAUUCUAUCGCUCCUCACCAUCAUGUGGAACAGGACAUCAGGAAAUGCCCUUUGAGACUCUAAACCCUCGACAACAAAUCAAUGCAGUAACUUCCUUUAUUGAUGCUUCAACUGUCUACGGGAGCACUGCAGCUCAAGCAACAAAGCUAAGGAAUCAUUCAAGUGAGGAGGGUCUCCUUCUCACUAAUGCAAAAUACAAGGAUGGCAGCUAUGAACUGUUGCCUUUUGUAGAUCAGGUUCCAUCUCCAUGUCUACAAGCGCCUAAUGCUACUCACAGUGAAAGAGUAGAAUGUUUUCUGGCUGGAGAAGGCCGAGCAAAUGAAGUUCUUACUCUUGCUUCAAUGCACACGUUAUGGAUGCGUGAGCAUAAUCGCUUAGCAAAGGCCCUGCACAGGAUGAACUCUCACUGGAAUUCAGAAACUCUAUACCAAGAGACACGUAAAAUUAUUGGCGCACUGCAUCAGAUUAUUACAAUGAGAGACUACAUUCCGAAAAUCCUUGGCUCUCAAGCUUUUGAUCAACGACUUGGAAAGUAUCAUGGAUAUGAUGAAACGCUGAAUCCCACAUUAUCCAAUGUGUUCUCAACUGCAGCUUUCCGUUUCGGUCAUGCAACUAUCAGUCCUAGGAUACAAAGAUUGGACGAAAAUUUCAAGGAGCAUCCCAAGUACCCGAGUAUAAAUCUGCAUAACAGCUUCUUCAGUCCUUGGAGAAUCAUAAAAGAAGGUGGUUUAAGUCCCUUGUUCAGGGGGCUGCUGGCUAAACCAGCAAAACUACAAACUUCGGAUCAAAUGAUGAUUGAAGAACUGACAGAGAAAUUAUUCACUCUGACAAGUGCUGCAGCAAUGGAUCUGGCAUCGUUAAACCUGCAACGAGGGCGUGACCAUGGGCUUCCUGGAUACAAUGACUGGAGGGAAUUCUGUGAGCUGGAAAGAUUAGAAACUAAAGCCAAUUUAAGGAAAGCAAUAUCUGAUUUAGAUUUAGUUGAAAAGAUAAUGGAUCUCUAUGGGCAUCCAAACAAUAUUGACAUCUGGCUUGGUGGCUUAGCAGAAGAUUUUCUCCCUGGAGCCAGAAUUGGUCCAUUAUUUGCUUGUUUAAUUGGAAAACAAAUGAAAACUUUAAGAGAAGGCGAUAGAUUUUGGUGGGAAAAUCCAGGUGUCUUUACAUCAGCUCAAAGAUACGAACUUGCCCAACAUUCACUGUCCCGUGUCAUUUGUGACAACACCGCAAUCACAGAGAUGCCCCUGGAUGCCUUCCGGUUAGAGCAGUACCCACAAGGUUUCAUGCAGUGUGAUCAAGUUCCUGGAUUGAACCUUCAGGCAUGGCACGAUAGUCCUCAACAAGUCAUAUCAUGUGGACCUCCACCACCAAUAGAAGACGGAGCAUUUGUACUGUGCACUAAUUCUGGAGUAUCAGUUGUUUCAUAUAUUUGUCAUCAUGGCUUUCACUUGUUUGGACCAGAGGAGUUGGCCUGCACUGUCAAUGGAUGGAGCAGUGAUUCACCAGUCUGCAAAGAUAUUAAUGAAUGUGAAGAUGCUACAAGGCCUGCUUGUCACAGCUCUGUAACCUGUGUGAACACCAAAGGAAGUUACAUGUGUAUCUGCUCUGACCCUUACGUUAUUUCAGAAGAUGGACACGGCUGCAUUGAUAAUAAACUACAGAAAUAACUCUCUGUACGAAUGUCAUUGAAAGAAAAACACACCGUUCAGAUUUUCUUAUCAAU